UUCAUAUUCAGAACCUUUUUAUAUAAAUUUGUUUGUAUUAACUGUACUUCGUUUCGAUAAACUCGUCCACACGCAUUCAUAAUUCAUUCUUGUCUGACAGUUAUAAUUGCGUUUUGUCUUUUUAAUGAAAUAAUAAUAAUAACAAUAAUAAUAAGCUGCACGUCUCGGUUGUGAGUGCAUCUCUGAGGUGGGACGUAAGGGGGGUAAUGCUGCCUCCGCCUGAUCACUACAGUGCUGCUACAGACGAGCAUCCGACCGGACCGGAGGACCUGCUCCACCAAGAACCACCAAGAACACGGACUGAUCGAAAUUGAACCCACAACAAUCCGAAGAGGAAUCUCUUUGUGCUGGAUCUGUUCUUGUUCAGGUUUUCAAUGGAUUCAGUGGAAGUAUUUUGGGAAUUAAACUGCGCUUAAGUCUUUCAUUUCUCGCAAAGGGAUUUUUGAGAGUCACUCGGAGAACAGCAUGCUCGUCUCGGUUCUGAUCGUCCUGUUUCCUCUUUUGGAUGUGUUACCCGCGGCAGAAGAGUCUUCCCGCGGCCGACCGGACUGCGUGCGGGCCGGCGAGCAGUGCUUGCGGGAGCCCGCGUGCAGCUCCAAGUACCGGACCAUGCGACAGUGCGUGGCCGGCGGCAAAGAGACCAACUUCAGCCUGGUGUCCGGCGUGGAGGCAAUGGAUGAAUGCCGGAGUGCCGUGGACGCCCUCAAACAGAGUUCGCUUUACAACUGCCGCUGUAAAAGAGGCAUGAAGAAGGAAAAGAACUGCCUGCGCAUCUACUGGAGUAUUUACCAGACCCUCCAAGGUAUUGACUUCUUGGAGGAGUCUCCGUACGAGCCUGUCAACAGCCGGCUGUCUGAUAUCUUUCGUCUGUCUCCCAUCAUCGAAGGGGCGCAGCCUUGGAGCGCCUCUGCUCCCUCUUCUUCAGGAAGGGGGAGUGACCAGGGGGGUAUGCCAAGGGGACGAGCCAGCCCCUCCACCACUGAACUGCUGGACCCUAGUAGAAACAGACGAGCCCAUCCCAAUUGGGCUAUACUGGGUGAGCCUGCUGUUGCUCGAGAGAACAACUGUCUGAAUGCAGCCAAAGCCUGUAACCUGAAUGACACAUGUAAGAAGUACCGGUCAGCAUACAUCAGUCCGUGCACCAGCCGAGUGUCCACAGCUGAGGUCUGCAACAAGAGAAAGUGUCACAAGGCCCUGAGGCAGUUCUUUGACAAGGUUCCUGUGGAACACAGCUAUGGCAUGCUGUUCUGCUCGUGUCCAGCAAGUGACCAAACAGCAUGCUCUGAGCGCAGACGUCAAACCAUUGUCCCCGUUUGCUCCUAUGAAGAAAAGCUGAAACCCAACUGCCUUGAGCUGCAGGCUUUGUGCAAGACCAAUUACAUCUGCAGGUCUCGUCUGGCUGAUUUCUUUGCAAACUGUCAGCCUGAGCCUCGCUCUCUCUCAGGCUGCUUGAAAGAAAACUAUGCAGACUGUCUGCUGGCGUACUCUGGGCUGAUUGGCACAGUGAUGACUCCGAACUACCUCCGCUCUUCAAAGAUGAGUGUGUCACCGUACUGUGACUGCAGCAACAGUGGCAACAACAAGGAUGAGUGUGACAAGUUGACUGAGUUCUUCACAGACAACACUUGCCUCCGUAACGCAAUCCAAGCAUUUGGUAAUGGAACAGAUGUGAGUGCGUGGCAGCCUGUGCCACCAGCUCACACAACCGUCUCCACAACAUUGCCGUACAAAAAGAACCGUGAUGGCAACUCCAACACCAUUGAUAACCACAUAAACACAGAUCAAAGCAUCUACCACUUCUGUGGGAAUUUACAGGCACAGAAAUUCAAGACCAACUUAACUGUGGAUGAAGAUUUGUGUGUGGAUCCCCUGAUUGACAGUCCCAGUACAUCCAACGCAAUCCUGGGUAACUCCUGCAUGUCCAAUUAUCAUACCACUGCACUGGGUUUGUUGCUGCCACUGCUGGUGACUCUGUGCUACUGCACCCUGACAACGAGAUGGUUGUAGCUUGUCGUCUGGAUAUACAUAUAUAUGGUUUGUUUUCUGUUUUUUUUUCUUCGUUUUUUUUUUUUUUUUUUUUUUUUUCUAAACCUUGAUUCUGCAAUGCAGCUGUAAUGACAUAUGACCUCUAAGUGUUGUGGCUGUAUGUUCAUGUUAGUGUGACAAAACAAAAGUAAACAUAACUACGGAAAACAUACUAACAAACUGUAGCCUGUGUUUUUAUUUUUUUUUUCCUCGAACAAUGUACUUAGCAACUAGUAUUUUGUUGUAUUCCGUGUUAAGGUUAACUUUGGCAUCCUCUAUGUAAAAUUCAGCAGUUUCCACAAUUGUGGCUGUUUUUAUGUGAUUCUCGUCUACAUGGUGGAAAUAAGGGAUGAGUGUUAGUGAACAAUCCAUCACCCUGUGGUUUCCCUGAAUAUAAUUACUUUCAAUACAAGUCAAUGAGAAUGGUUUCACUCAAAGACUGCCCGCUGUGCUGAUGCAGAACAGAAGCGGAAUGUGGCUGUGCCGGUUCUAAAAUGCGCAGCAUUUUCAUUGUCCACUGCCACCACUGGGAUAGAGUGGAUCCAACCAGGAAGGCAGUCAAUGAAAAGCACAGUGGAUCUGGUUGGUUUCCCAAUCAAAUCACAAUUUACAGACUGAAGAUUUUACUCUGAACAAUCAGUGGACGACUUCAAUGAAAAUACUGUUUUAUUGCAAUUUAAACACCAAAUAGUAAAUCAAAAUAGCAAGAAUAGAAACAAACAAUACACAAUAAUGAGAACACCUAACAUCCGUGACCACGGUUAUUGAGCAAAACAACAAGAUGCUCUAGUAAGUGAGAGAAUACAGCAGACGCAGGUCGGAUUGAUGGAAUAAUCUUCUUAAUUAUUCCAUUCAAAUGCCCAUUGUGGUCUCAAGAUGAUGACUCAACAGCGACCACACCAUCCCUCUUCAUUCAGUCGAACUGAGUUGUGGCAACGUUUGAUUUCUACUACUGGAGUCAAACUUGAGUAAAGUCCCAUGAGAGAGGCUUGUACUAAACACAAAUUGAAACUAGGCAUAGUUACAUACAAACGCAAUGACUCUGACCAUGCACUGCAUGUGUAAAAAAACGGACUACUUGUGUAACAGUGUGGGUGACCAAAAUGGGUGACUCAGUUUUAGCUUUGGUUGAAAGUGACUCUGAAUUUGCAAUUGGAUAAUGUGCAAUUUUACACAACAGAGCCACAUGAUGCCUUCCCGACACAAAUUAAUUUUGACUAUUUACCUAAGGCACACUUGUGAUGCAGAAAUCCCUUUCCUUGCUUCACUUUUGAGAGAUCCGGGUUCACAUAACGGUAUGAUGAGUCCAUGCAAAUUGAGAAUCACUGGAAAGUUGGAAGAACACAAUACAUUUUCUUUUCUUUUCUUUUUUUUUUUUAUCUGCUGUUCAGAUAAGUACUCAGUACAGUACUUUUUUUUUUUGUUUCAUGAUUUUCAUUCACUUAAAAUGUAUGUGCACACCUUCCAGGUCACUGCAUCUGUGAUCAAGUUGAGGACUUGCUCAGAUUAUUGGUUGAAACGUGUUUCAAUACAGUUGAUGAAAUGAGUGGACUUUAAUCCCACACACAGACACGUACCCGCUUGCACGGAUACAUAUAUCCCAAAAAAGUUGGCAAAAAAUAUAUAAAUAAAAAUUAAAUUAAAUAAAAAAAAAUACAAUUUACAUGGUAUAUGCACUAUUACAUACCAUCAUUGUACAACCUUAUAUACUGUUACUUGUACCUCAGUUCUACGGCCCCUUAAGCACUUUCCACACUGUUACAGUCCACACUGUCAAGUGUUCACCUUCAUGCAACAAAGAACGGCUGUGAUUUUUUUUUUUUUUUUUUUUUCACCAAAAAUUCAGAGUGGGCAGAAGUGUCAUAAAUAUAUAUAAAAAAAGACAUUUAGACAAGUAAUAAACAAUUGACAAUAAUAUAAUAAUAUUGUGGGUCUCAUUAGUUUUCUAAACUGAUGAAUGAGUUCAAACUAAUUUCAAUAAAUAGUUGAUAGGAAGAAAACAAACAAACAAAAAAAAAACUAUUUGGGCAUUUUAUUUUGGUAUCCUAAUCUUACUGGUACUAUAUCAGCCAACAUUUUUGGUAAUUUACAGAGCACUUUCUUUGAUGAAGAUGAACCAGUGUAAGUAUUUUUAUUUUUAUUUUUAUUUUUAUUUUUAUUUUUAUUUUUAUUACAUGUUGAAGAUGAAAUUCUUCCUUACCUGUACAUGUUAUGUUGGACAUUGUAACAUAAACCCAUGUUAUUUUUAUAAUUGCCCCACUUUUGACAUGGCUUCUUUUUGUUUGUUCAUCAACUUUAUUUAUUUAUUAAUUUUUUUCUGGCAGUAGUUGAGCUAAAUGGUUGGGGGGUAAAAUUAAUUGAAGAAUUUCCAGAAAAAAAAGUUUUCUGGUGCUCAUUGGAAUGAGAAGAUGAGGACAUGAUGAAUGUGUGAACGGGGACAAAUGCUUUAUGACAUCUCGUAUGAGAUGUCAGUUGGUUUUGUUAUUGGAUUGCUCAAAAACAAAAUUAUAAGUAAAUAAAUACAUUUUUCUGCUGUGAUAGCGGCACAUUAAUUUGGUUAAUGAAGCUGUAAAUGAAAUUAUUUUACAUUGAACUCAAAAAACACUGAAGUGCAAAGAAGAACAAACAAAAAGAGGUCAUCAGUAUCAAAACUACCAACUGAUAUCUCACAACAACAUCAUAUUGCAAGACAAUUCAAAGAUUCAAGAUGCUGACAGUGGGUGCGUUCGGGCACAGCCAGGUGGACGCAGCACCGAUCAGCCCCGAUCGGUGCGCUAUGCAUUGUGGAAAGUCAGGGUUGCGCAGUUCGCUCUGACAUCAUCAUGGAUGCUGCCAUCUAAAUCUCGAGAAAGUGAAGAGCCAGGCGAGUCACUGUCUCGAUCACCUACCCUCCCCUUGGGUCGGGUAAUUUGUGACGUCACCGUAUUUACUCCGUGACUCACCAACAUGGAGAUUGUUUUCCACUUCUAUAUAUGCAAGGAUGAUGCGUUUCACCCACCAGUAGUACUUUGGAGGAUUUUAAAGGCGUAUUUGAUUCAAGCCUGUCGUGGGCCGUGAGCUGCUCCGUGUGCAAGGCAUUGUGGAGAGUUGGGUGUCCAGAAUCGCGCUGUUCGGCUCCGAUGUCAUCACCACCAAAUAUCGAGAGAGCUCCAAGAACAGGGGGCGGGAGCCAGGUGCCCCACAGUUGCUUCUGAACCACUGCGCCAACCUGACUUCCGCCUAGCUUCCAGGGCAUGCUGGGAUGGAGUGGAGUGCCACCUGAUUGGCUCUAGAGUUCGACAACAAUCGGAUGUUUUAGGUUCUUCAGUCGCAUAGUUAUUUGUAGAUGAUAAUAAUAAAAUGAUAAUUUGAAGUUGUGAACACUACUUUUUAUAUCAUGUAAACAAAUGCUAUCACACAAUAUUGAAAGACAGUUGUUUGUAAGCCCGCAAAUUGUAAUUGUACUCUGAGGUCUGUUUUGUUCCCUUUUUUCCUAUUGUAUGUGACAAUCUUUGGAGGUUUGUAGGUACCACAAAACAUUCAACAGUGAUCUGGAAGUCUGUUGAAAAUGAUGGAUAAGGGCUAUGGUAUUUAAAUCAAGAGGCAGAUUUGGUAAAGUAUCAAACCAUGUCAAAUGAGUGACCAAUUCCAGAACCCCUCCUAUGGCUUGACAUUCACAAUGAUUGAUCCAUGAGUUUAAAAACAUAUGCAUACCUAGUGCAGUUUCCAGGCCUGCUGAGAAUGAGCCUAGUGCAGUAAGAAGAUCAUCGAUAAGGAAGACAUGUGAACAGCCUCAGUUACUCGUUCUACAUCCACAAAUGUACAUACAUGCAGACACAAAAUGCGAAAUCACACUCGAGCACUUCCGCAUAUAGACAAAAACAUCACACAAUACCAUCCACUGUCUUUAUAUUACAAUGUAUUAUUAAUAUUAUGAUUACAAAAGAUAAUUCAUGGUUACAGCCUAGGCCAAGGAGAAGCAUGCAACAUUUGGACAAUUACUUUGACCACAACCAUUUGCUUAGACACACAUAAAGGAGGUGUGAUAUUUCAAGUUGAGCUGCUGCCUGAAGCUGCUGCAUAGUAUUAAUCAGCAAUGAGAGCCAUUGGUUAGAAAAAUAACUACUAUAAUGAACUUCAUUUGCUUGAGUUUUUCCAUAGCACAUUAGUUUUACACCAGGCAGGUGUGCAAGCAUUCUAUUGACCUGCUAUGUAAGGAACUGACCAAACCUGGGUUAUUUUGAGUGGAGGUGAUGGAGAAGGUCACAAUUUUCUUAAGUGAUUCUGAGGGUGCUGAGGGUCCAGAUGCAGGUCAGCAGGGAGACUGCUGAAAGAAUGAAGAUGGGAGCGUAAGACAUGGAAGCUUAAUAUGGAAUAGGAUGUUGAUCAUUUACUAUGUAGAAGUGCACAAUGUUUAGAAAUGUGCAACAGAUAAUGCCAGACAUGUACAACAUGUUGUGAAUCAUGUUUGGUAAUAAAAUAGUCGAUAUGCAUUAAAGAUAAUUGCCACCAUUGUCACCGUUUGGGUAAAGUACCCUAAAUUGUGGACAAUAUCAGUGUAUCGUGUGCUUUGGAUCACACAUUCUCCAUAGUGCCGCUCCCAGGUCCCAGUGGCAUGGAGCUGACUUCACAGUCACCUGAAGAGACCUCAGCUCAUGAAGGUCCUCCUGACCUCACUCAGGCCCCCUCCACUUCCAACUCAUCAAAGCCGAAUUCCGCAAUGAAGCUGGAGUUGGAGCAACAGAAAGGUAGAGUUACUGUUUGAAUCAGAAUUAUAGGGGAUGACACACUGUAAUUCUAAAGAAUAUUAAUGUUACAGAGUCCACACAUGAAGCCACCCUUCUGCUGCUGGACCUCACACGUAGCCCCCUUAGUCUCUACCACAAAAGCAGGGUGGCUUUCUAUAAAGAAAUGGAAGGUCUAGCAACAGAAGGCUACACCACCAGAAAUGAAAAAAUCCAAAAAAGCUAGGAAACCUGAUGAUCACCCACACACGGGCAAAGGACAGGUCCAAACGAGAUACGAAAGAGGAAAUGACAGGCACUAAAGUUCUACAGAAAACUUCUGUCACCAACCUCCACACUUGUUGGUCUGAAAUGGCUCUUGAAGUCUGACGGUAUAAGGAGACAAAGUCUUACUUACUUAUUACUUUUGCAACUAACCUGGGGAAAUUAUGGAGACUCAGUUACAACCUAUGGAUUGUUUCAUGUCAAUGAAUAUAUAUAAACAGUGUUAUCUUUAGAAUCAAGGAAAUGAAUUUGAUGAAAUAUCGUAUAUACACUCCUAUAUUUGUUGUGAAUUUCAACAUUUUCGGGUAGACUUGUUGCAGGCAAUUUCGGCGCUUUAAAUGUUUCAUAUCUUGCCUUUGCUAGAUUUGAUAAAACUACUUACCUUCUCCGCGAGCGCAGUCCAAUAAAGAAGAGUUCCUCCACCUCCAAUUCCACAGCCAAUAAAUCCGCAGACGCGAUUUUCUCCAUCGCGUUCUUCGGACAAACUACAAUCCGACUACAACAAACCGAGAUUUAUUCAGACUAUCUGCCCACUUCCUCAUCAUCUCAGUACCUGCGCAGCCGCCACUUGGUCUCCCAAACCCUUGCCAAUUCUGCAUUCGCCUGGCUGUGCCUGAACGCACUCACUGUCUUUCCACCAAAUUACAUCGUUCAUGAGAUUUUAUUUACACCUUUGGGAAGGACAAAUGUCUCAGUUGUAAAAAGGGAACAAUUGUUUUUGUAUAUUUUUUCCACAUGUGAUGAUUCAUUUGUGGUGGCACCAGAGGGAUUGUUCACUGGGCACUGCUGUUGAGCGACCUCAGCUUGUGAAAAUGUAAAAUCUAUUGUACAAAUGUUCUAAUUAAACUGGUAAU
Molecule: messenger RNA, 7867 nt
Organism: Synchiropus splendidus (mandarinfish)
Lineage: Eukaryota; Metazoa; Chordata; Actinopteri; Syngnathiformes; Callionymidae
Gene: gfra1a
Product: gdnf family receptor alpha 1a
Exons: 11
Coding region: 466-2007 (513 amino acids)
Biological process (GO): nervous system development
Cellular component (GO): signaling receptor complex; external side of plasma membrane
Molecular function (GO): signaling receptor activity
Source: RefSeq, a predicted model, not a curated record